CACAUCUAUGAUAAAACCCAUCAAAGAAUUCACCACCCUUUUUCUCCUCUUCUUCUCUUUUUUCCCCCACAUAUUAUUUUUUUUCCUCCUCUGUAAUUGCCUAGGUUCUGUGCUGUUUUUGAAGAGAGAGAAGAGAGGUAGAGGUAGAUAGAGACCACAGAAAAAAGAGAGAGAGAGAGGGGGGUGAGAAAGAGAGAGAGAGAGUCCUAUGCUGGGGGACUCAGCAGUGUUGGGAACAGGAGGAGGAGGAGGGUCUGCAGAUGCAGUGGUGGCAGCAGGAGGGGGUGCUGUUCAUGACGGUGCUGUUGACGUGGCAGGGGGUGGCGGCGGCGGUGGCGGAGGAUCAAAUUCAGGGGAUGAUGAGAGGGGGAGAGUGGAGGAAGGUGACAGGAGCUUUGGUGGGAACAGGUGGCCGAGACAAGAGACUCUGGCUUUGUUGAAGAUACGGUCGGAUAUGGACGUGGCUUUCAGAGAUGCAAGUGUGAAGGGUCCUUUGUGGGAAGAGGUUUCAAGGAAGCUGGCAGAUCUUGGCUACCACAGAAAUGCCAAGAAGUGCAAAGAGAAGUUCGAGAACGUUUACAAGUACCACAAGAGAACCAAAGAAGGCCGCAGUGGGAAAUCAGAAGGCAAAACUUAUCGCUUCUUUGAUCAAUUACAAGCCCUUGAAAACAACCCUGCAAUUCAUCCUAUCCAAUCCCCAACACCACCACCUUCCAAGCCACCACCAGUAACAACAACAGCACUACCAGCAACACCACUGUCAAUAGUCGUAACAACUACACCCUCUUCAAUAAUGUCUCUUCCCCCGACCACAACGCUGCCAUUGUCACCUGCCACUGUUCCAUCCCCAACAACACUCCCUGUGCCUCAAGGCAUUCUCGCCCUCACAACCUCUUCCUUCCCAUCAUCAAACCCUACACCAUACUUCCCAACACAAACACCAAACCCUACUACCAACAACACCAACAGCAAGAACCCUCAAAACACCAUCGCCCCACCUUCUUUCCCCAACAUUCCGACUGAUCUCUUGUCCAAUUCCAGCUCUUCCUCCACCUCUUCGGAGGAAACAACCACGGAGGGAGGGGGAGCAAGACGCAAGAGGAAGAGGAAGUGGAAGGACUUCUUUGAGAGACUCAUGAAGGAAGUGAUAGAGAAACAGGAGGAGCUGCAAAGGAGGUUCCUGGAGGCCAUUGAGAAGAGAGAACAAGAGCGUGUCGCCAGAGAAGAAACGUGGAGAAGGCAAGAGAUGCAAAGGAUCAGCAGGGAAAGGGAGAUUCUUGCACAGGAAAGAUCCAUUGCUGCCGCUAAAGACGCUGCUGUUAUGGCAUUUUUGCAGAAGAUGGCCGAACAUCAACAAGAGGAAAAUAAUCUUCAACCAGCAUUGAAUACCAACAACAACAUUAUCUCUAUUGCUGCACAGCAACCGGUGCCACAAGCAACUCCAACACCAACACCACAGCAAAAACAAACAACAACUGUUCCCGAGGCCCCACCAGUGCAGUCCUUGGUCCCACAGCCACAGCAACAUCAGGUGCAGCAACAACAACAACUAGUGAUGACUAAUGUGGAAACCAAUAAAGCUGAUAAUAACGGUGAGAAUUUGAUGAUGGGAGCGAGUUCUUCGCGGUGGCCAAAAGUGGAGGUACAAGCGCUGAUAGAUCUGAGAACAAACCUGGAAACAAAGUACCAGGAAAAUGGACCAAAAGGGCCUCUAUGGGAGGAGAUCUCAGCUUUGAUGAGAAAAAUGGGGUACAACCGGAACGCCAAAAGGUGCAAAGAGAAGUGGGAGAACAUCAACAAGUACUUCAAGAAGGUCAAAGAAAGCAACAAGAAGAGGCCAGAAGAUUCCAAGACCUGUCCCUAUUUUCACCAGUUGGAGGCUCUAUACAAGGAGAAGAACAAGGUGGAGGGCCAAAUGAAGCCGGAGAGCAUGAUGGCACCCCUCAUGGUGCAGCCGGAGCAACAGUGGCCUCCUCAGCAGGUGGUGCCCCCAGAAGUAACCAUGGAAGACGCCCAGAAUGACCCCAUGGACGGGGGGCACCACGAGGAUGGUGAGGAGGAGGAGGAGGAAGAGGAGGACAAGGACAUUGGAGAUGAAGACGAUGAUGAAGACGAUGAAGGUGGUAACUAUGAGAUAGUAGCAAGCAAGCCAGCUUCGGCUGGUGAUGCUUCUGCCGAGUGAGAGGAACAAAUAUUGACCGAAAAGUGCAUCAAUCAGAGUCAUGGGUGGGUCAAAGAGGGUGCACGGGUUGUAGGAAAAAUGGUGGCGUGAGGGUGAAUUCUGGUAGUAGUGGUGGUGGUGGAAGGUGAUGGGAUUGGAAUGAAGAUUUUGAAAAUGCACGUACUUCAGAAUGACACAUGGGUAUAGGGUUAUAGCCAGUAGGGUGGGGGAAUCUGGGUUGGAAGUACUUGGUACAAUAGCAGCAUAUAGUCAGUAAGAUUAUAUGUUUUUUUGUUUUGAAAAAGAAAUAAUUAAUUAUUUUUUUGAGCUAAAUAAAUAAGUUGAUGAACGAGGGAGAGGGAAGAUUAAGAUAGAGAAAGGUUCAGACUUGAGAGGUUCAAGUUCAACAUAUAUGAAUAAACAAGCAACCUCGAUCAAUGUUAUUGUACUAGGCUUUUUGUACUGAAUUUUCAUGUUCAUGUUGAUGUAAAUGGGAGAAACGAUUAAUUGUUGGGGGGUUUGUCCUUUUCUUUUCC
Messenger RNA from Vigna angularis (adzuki bean), 2697 nucleotides. RefSeq names its product trihelix transcription factor DF1. The transcript has 2 exons. Bases 209 to 2182 code for a protein of 657 amino acids. The record is from RefSeq and is a predicted model, not a curated record. NCBI's taxonomy places the organism in Eukaryota, Viridiplantae, Streptophyta, Magnoliopsida, Fabales, Fabaceae.